Molecule: messenger RNA, 7206 nt
Organism: Spirometra erinaceieuropaei
Lineage: Eukaryota; Metazoa; Platyhelminthes; Cestoda; Diphyllobothriidea; Diphyllobothriidae
Source: the annotation of a GenBank genome assembly
AUGUUCGACAGUGGUGUCCUCCAGGGUUCAGUACUGGAACCCAUUUUGUUCCUUAUCUACGUGGACGAUGCCGCAAGAGAUUUAGACUGUGAAGUAGCAAUGCUUGCGGAUGACAUGAAGAUAUGGGAUGUAAUUCGGGGUUCUGCCGAUGAAGACAGACUGCAGAUGAACCUGAAUCGGUUGGAGGAGUGGUCAAACCGUUGGCUCCUGCGGUUCAACGUUGCCAAAUGUAGCAUACUUCGCCUAGGCAACACAGCCAGAUCCGCCAGCACAAGAGGCUACUUUCUUGGCGGUGCAGCCCUACCAAAGGUCGAAGCCCAAAGGGACCUCGGUGUGCUGACGACGAGUUCCCUAAAACCAUCCGCCCACUGUUCGAGGGUGGCAAAAAGCGCAAUGACCGUACUGUACGCCAUCAAGCGUGCGUUUAUGGACUUUGACGAAGAAGCAUUCUCUAAGACAUUCGGAACAUUUGUCCGGCCGCAUUUAGAGUACGGCAUACAAGCUUGGAGGCCGUGGGCUGUUGAGGAUCAAAAAGAGUCCAGAGGAGAGCCACGAAGAUGGUUAGGGGUCAAAGCUCCUUUCCUUAUGCAACCCGCCUAGUAAAUCUGAAACUCUUUCCUUUGAGUUACAGGCAACUUCGCGGGGAUCUCUUGCAAGCCUUCCGCAUUAUAAAGGGGUUGGAUUGCAGUCUGGUCUUCGAGGACUUUUCGUGAAUUUGCUAUCACGAUCAACCUUUGAGGUCAACCGUUAAAACUGCGCACUCAGCAGGCAGGGCUGGAUGUGCGGAAGUUCUCCUUCUCGGUUCGGAUUGUCAGACCACGGAACGAGCUGCCCGCAGAUGUUGUGAUGUCACCAUUUAAGCCCAGAACAUUUAUCUCUACACCACACAUUUUUUACGUUGCAAAUAGCGUACUCAGGGGCUUACGCCUAUUUCGCUCAAUAAAUUGAACUGAACUGAACUGAACUGAACCUCCAGUACUCCAGCCACAGCACACCCUGACUCUUCAACUGUACCCUCUGUAUAUAUUACCCGUAGAGGACGCCGCGUUCCUUUUCCUGAUCGUUUGAUUACUCCUGUUUUCUGAGCGUUAACGAAUUCAUUUUGGGGGUCCUGUGCCUGAACUGACCCUUGACAUCCAUCGUUUUGUCAAGCUGUCCAUCUGUAAACCCAGGUACCCUGUCGAUUCGCUGCUGGGGCCGUGCGGAUUUUGUCUUUAUCUUCAAGAGAGCUCGAAGUUAAUCGACGCUGCCCUUUCUCUGAUCGACUGGCGGGCGUUAAUUGGACAAGGUAAAAGACACACACACGCACUGAGGGUCAGUUACCUUAAAGACUGACACAGACUUCUUGUCUGUGGAGACAGCUUGUGGCGAAUGAUUACAGAACUUCUUGUACGGUCUUACUCGUCACAAGAGGUUGUCCGCGCCAAUCCGUCUUCCCCGACUUCUGAUUUGGGAAUCUCUGUGUUGCUGACCAUACCACACCUCGACACCACCGCCACCCUCCAGCUACAGUGAUGUUGGAGUGUUGCGUUGCCGAAAGAAGCGUCCGGGUCUAAAUAAAUGAAUAGUCAAACGGUGAGGAACAACCUGCGCAGAACAAAUUCCCCCUUACUGACAACAGUCGAGAUUGGACUAGUCUGUUUGGGUAUUUGGGGAUUGAGAACUCGCCCUGGAUAUUGGCAGUGUGUGAUUGACUUUACUCAGGUGGUAGUCACACACUCCUUUCAACUACCCAAAAUAUAAAAUUAACCAUUCGCAGUCGAGGAGGCUGACCAUCUGUCCGAGUACAGAUGAUUAAAGAUUUUUGCACCGUGUUCAACGCCUCACUUCUGGACGACCCAUUUUCCAUAUGAAUGCAUCCCGUGUAGAAUUAUUCCCGUUGGCUUCAUCGUACUUCUUGGCAGUCGGAUCGACUAUCGGGGCCAGAUAUUUGCGAGCAUCACAGCGUCAUGGAGGUACAGAACAGAUGCGACAAACGCGAAAUGGCUAGUCCGUGCAGUCACGCCUUUUGUGCCAUUGUCAGUUCAUCUAGACGGAUAUUACUUCUUAAACUGUCGAUACACUCGACGUCCACUCCAAUACUGAGCAAUCGUCGCAAGUGAACUAAAAUCCUAGGCAGCGGACCAGUUCAAAAUUAUCUUUGCAUGAUAUGCGGGAAGAUCCAGGUUCCGAAUGACUUACAGUGAGAAACUUGGUGUGUGAAUGGAAAUCAAAACUUCGUAUUUUGUGGACUGAGAUAUUUAUAGUAGAUCUGCAGAAAAUAUAUUCACAUCGAAUAAGUAAUAUGAAAGUUUUGCCCCACACAUUUUCCUGAUUAUUUAAACUGUAUCUGGUCAAUCCACUAGGGUUAAAAAACAUAAGCGACUUCAAGUAACUACGCCGGUGUUUAUGCCUUUUUUACACAUAGCCUUGCUUCUAACCGGAUUUCUUGGCCUGUGUUUCGGGUUUGAGAAAUUUUGUGGCUCAGUGCUACACCCCAAGUUUUUGAAUUUCAGUUCAGUGUAUAACAGAAGAGCAUACCUAAUUACCUGAACUCUCUAUUCGCUACAUUCAAAUCCAAAGAUUUGGCAAAAAAUGCAAGGAAAUUACAGUAUGAGGUGGAAAGAAACGUAGUUUCACUGAAAUUCGUGUGUCCAUGGAAAGAUAGGAAGAAACAGCAGCUUGCUGAGACGUAAUGAUCUCCUGCAGCAGGAUAUUCCGUACUCCCAUAAUACAGUCGGGAAGAAAUAACUUCUCACAUCCGAUGUUGCUUAGUGCAAACGUAGUUUGCAUGGACACAUGCGAGGUUUGAUAAUUAGGUGACUUUGAGAACCUUUAAUUCUCCCUACACAACCAGUCCUUUAUCUUUCCUCUCUAAAACUCGCGGGCUUUAACUUAUUCCUUUAGUUUCCUUACUUGAUUUUCCACAUUUCCUAAGCUGUUUACCCCACAUAAUUAUCACAAAUUUCUCAUUUCUUAGAGAUAUGUCGAGCAUUUCUGCUAGCGUUUCGGCUGCACAUUUCUUUUUUCAGCACAAGUAAGGUAGAGUGUCAACUCAAUAAUCAUGCAUAUUUUAUUUUAAAGAUGUGAAAAAAAUAAUGAGAUGGUUGAAAUGGUAAAGUUGUUUUUAUAUUGUGCACGAGAAAUUGUUAGAAUACGCUAAUUUCUGCGCAGAAUGUCAUGAUUCAAUUUAAUCAUCAAAUUUAAAUUUCGAAUCGCGGCUGGAUGUGUUGUCGCUGAUGGUGCUGGAACCAAAUACGAAACUAGUAAACUACGUUUAUUGUACUUCGGGUACGCCGAUUUAAAAUUCUGCUUUGAAUGCAAGUUGUCCUCGCGUUUUUUGAACACCUAAACUCUCCCACCCAUUUGUGAUAGACAGCACAUGAGCUAGUUCAUGGAUUCAAACUCGAAUCCAGGCUUUGCGUGCAAAUAAAUAGCCCUCAUGUUGCUUUCUGUUUUAUCACGGAAGAACAUAUUCUAACAGCAGUAGUCAAUAUCAUGCUCACUUCUACAGUUCAGUCACCUUCAUAAGCAUAUAUGUCACUUUCAAGAGCCUCGUCAGAUAUUUGCGCUUAGUAGGUAUGAUUUCACAGAUUCCUUUGUUGUUUUAUUGCCUUCUGUGAAAACCUUUCGAAAAAAUGACAUAAUCGGCAGGUGCCACCGCAGCGUUCUUAAAAACUACUUGUGUUUUUGUUUACAAGGCCUACAUGCCUUAGGCAUGUACAAUUGUAUGCUAAUUGUAUACUAAUAGUAUACUAUUAGAUAUAUCUUUCUCCAUCGUGUUUGCUUGCUCCGUAAGUGAAAUCAGCUUUAAAAACGACGCUUAAGAUGGCUGAUAAGGAAUGGAUUUUAGAUUAAAACGUCCCUUACGAUGGGCACCGCCCUUUAACGGUUAUUACAUGCCCCCCCCUAACCUCCUUCACGUUGACCCUGAAUCGCUCUUUGUCAGAGGCAGCUGUUGCGAAAAAGCGCAUCUUUUUGUUUUGAUUUCCGACUGAUGUUCUCAGGCCGUCUUAGUUUUUAAAGUUAGCUUCCAAUGUCUGAUUUGCUGCUCUUCAUAAAUGCAAAAACGUCGGAUUUUGCAGAACUCAAGGCUUUUAGCUUUGAACUGCAUUUGACUUCAAGCAAGCAGUAACAUUGAUGUCAAUCAUCUCUUGUGUCUUUAUCUGCGUAGGUUACGCACUAAGUGACUUGCCCGCUAUAUAUGAACCCAUUUUCGCCCCACCGCAUUAUCCGAAAUUAUGUCGUUAUCCCUUAUCUAUGACUUGUGGAACGCCUCUGAUUGCCCAUUUGGCUCCACAUAACAAUCUCGAGAUGUCUUCUCCCCAUACCAUAUCUACUUUUCCCACUGAAAAUAACCAGUUUUCAAGGGCCUUUUUUUCUGUUACAGGCCUUUUAGUGGCACCUUGACAUGGCAGACAUUUCAUGGCUCACAGCACCUCGGGAUACGUACGAAAAGCAAUUUUGUAAGUUACUAUCUUUUCAUACUUAAUGCAUAGACCCCUCCGCCACACCCACUUUGCCCCUGGACGCUUAUGAGAAUUUGAUUAGAGCGAAGAUAAGCGAAUCAUCGGGCUCCAUCGUAAGUAUUUUCUUGUUUCUCUAGUUUUGUUACUUUUCCUCGUGUACAUCCCACUUGUCACAGAUGACACUGCCAUACAUUCCGGACGAUCAUCCGGUCUGUGGCCGUGGUAUGAUCCAAGACAUGUUCGAUUCGGAGCUCUGCAUUUCAUCGUAUCGACCCUCAGCUGAGGCGACUUCUGUCAAAUCCACUCGCUAUCGCGACGUGGAAUAUCUGCAGGUUGGUGUCGACAAAAGUCAUUUUGCGUGCAUUGUGCAACCUACCCGUUGUGGCUAAAGAUGCCGAAUUUUUGGUAGCAGCGAAACGAAGCAGAAGUGUAUUGUGCGGAAAGGUUCUCUUGAAAGUGGGGAUGGGUAGCAAAAGGAGAAGGCCCUGCACACAUUUCAGUUUUCUGUCAUUGCUUGUCAACCACAUUCUGGAAAUAGUAUCUGGUUGAAGAUGCUACAGGUUUCUAGGUGGCCAAUCAAAAUUGGAGUCAAGCCCAACCAAGAAUCCGUGAUCUGUAAAAAAAGCCAACAUAGUUUUUCUCGUGACAGAAGUACUGACCCUGAGCAUCUGCCCUCUUUCCAGGAAGCGAUCAGAGCAGCGCAGCAGGUUUCAGGGAGACAGCCUUUGGGCGCCGACACAGAGGUGCCACUGGUGCACGGGAGGAGGAUGAAGACGUAAGACAGUCGUUAUUUUAAACGAAGGGCAAACUACAAUUGUGCCUUUGUGUGACGUCUUUGGCACAUCGCGCUCCUGCAAAAUCUGCGCUCUUAAGUGACCUGUAAGGCGUCAAAUGCACGUUACGUUAACCAAGGCGCCCGAUCUAGUUCUCAGUCGAUUUGAUUCGAAUAGGUCACUGGCACAAGUGAAAGGAAGAAGAGGGUGAAGCUAAUCAAGUUCACUUCAGACACUUACUGUUAUCGUGUUUAACUGCCACGACGCGCUAAAAAUCUUGGCUGGCAAUGUCUUUAACUGACGAGCUAACUCGUCCGCCUGUGAAUGAGAGACUGACUUCAAUGGCCCCAUUUGAAUGUUCCCCGUAUGAUAUCUCUCAACUUUUCGACCUCUGACUGUCACUUGUUGGAGUCUCAUACGUAGACAUGGAUCGUAUCCUGUACUGCACGCGCAGAUAGGCUGUUAGAACCCGUCAGCCAGUAUCCCCUGUCCUAUCUCCGAUCACCUUGAUCUCCUGUGCCAUCGCAACAGGGUAAAUGUAGACAGAAUAAAGUGAGAUACAUGUAUUGCAAACCCGCUUCAGUAUAAAUGACCUCACACGCAGGCCAACAUUGCUCCCAUUUUGUUGGUCGGCCAUUGACUUUGUCGCUUGCUGAUGCCGAACUGCGGUGUGGACCAUGCUUUGAUCAUGAAAAAGGAGACAUGAUCGCUGGGACAAGAACCUUAUUAGCCUGACGUUUCGGAUUCCUACUCGAACCCAUCAUCACAGACAGCAGCAGAUACGGGUGAUUCAUGCACACGGGGCCGCAGUCGCCAUGCUACUGCAUACCUGUGAACAUUCACGGCUCCCCCUUCAUCCGGGAUCGUCGCAGUUGGUGUGCUAAUUGCUUGAUGGUCGACGUUGGCGUCGUUAAAUGCUGCAAUUUGAUCACCUGCGUUGGAUGUUGGCGUGAUGAUUGCUCGACCAUCUGACGCACCGCCCAUGGUGUUGGGAAGUGUUCACCUGUGCGGUUCCCGCGUGGCCAACUGCUGCGCGUAGACGAAGUCUCAGCAUCGAGUAUGCAAGGGUAAGUUCAUUGCACUUGUUAAUGGGCUGGGGGCCAGUAAACUAUGAUUCAAGUAGCUCCUGACUCACGUGGUUGUCAGCUCUCGCGAGAAUUUCAGCCUCGUCGAGUUUGAGUGCGUGGCCGGAUCUUGUCAAAUGAGCCGCAACUUGGGAGCUGGCGCCGUUUCUCCGCACCGCUGCAGCGUGUUCUGAAAUUCUCUUUCAGAGCUGUCUUCCGGGUUCUCCGACGAAGUUGCUUUGUCCGCAACCGCACCAGAUCCGAUAAACGACUCCAGACGUUUCUAGUCAUGGCAGCGUGCCUUUCGGUUUCAUUACCAGACGUCUGAUGGUUGCCUCCGCUCUGUGUGCAACUCCAACCCCAAGUGGUGCUAGAAGGCAGCCGACAGCAUCCGAAACGUUCUUGACAUACGGAAGCGCCCGCUAAGAUUUGAGGUCCGUGCGGAUAGGCUUUUCGUCCCAUUUGCGUAUGCACCGGUUGAUGACGAUGCGCGGGUAGCCACUGGCUUUGACUGCCCGUCGGAGUUAUUGUAGUUCGGUAAUCUUUCUCUUCCGGGUCACUGCAGUGCGUUUGGACACGCCCAUAGAGCGUCCUUACACAACUGCGUUUGUGGCUGAUUGGGUGAUUGCUGUUGAAGUUCAGUACUUACAUCGUAUUUGUCGCUUUCCUGAACACUUUGGUUCUUAGUCUACUACAACCUUUGCGGCAUACAAGGACAUCCAGGAAGGCCAGCUGGUUGUUCUCUUCCUCCUUCAUCGUAAAUUGAAUGUCCGGGAAAACGAUGGUGAGAUGUUCUUGGAAUGUCAGCACCUGAUCCCGUUCGAUGACGACGAAGGUAUCAUCCACAUACGGGGCCCAGAACUUCGGUCUUAUGGUGAUGGAAGACCAGCGACUCUAACCGUUGUAGGACCGUCUCGUUGA